AUGACAGGCAAGUCCUUGCAGGAUGCUCGUCGCGACUACGGGACCAUUAAUCGGUCAAGCGCAGACAAUGCAGAGCCUGUAGAAGAGAACAGGCGACGACUUCAUCGUGAGCUGUCAGCAAGACAGGUUCAGAUGAUUGCAAUUGCGGGGACAAUUGGAACAGGUACCGGACGUUCUCUGGCACAAGGUGGCCCAGCAAGUAUUCUGAUAUGCUACGGUAUAAUCGGAUUCAUCGUCUACGUGACUCUCCUUCUACUUGGAGAGAUGGCCACUCAGUAUCCUAUUGCCGGCUCAUUCAACACAUAUGCAACGAGAUUCGUUUCUCCGUCUUAUGGAUUUGCACUCUCUUGGAAUUACUGGUUCAAUGAUGCAGUCUCUGUUGCGUCCGACUUGACUGCUGCACAAUUGGUCCUCGAAUAUUGGACUGACUGGCACCCGUGGGUUAUCAGUCUUUUGUUUUGGGUGUUCCUCGUGGCUGUCAAUUCGGCUCACGUUCGGGCAUAUGGAGAGUUGGAGUAUUGGUUGUCAUCACUUAAAGUCCUGACCGUUGUUGUAUUCAUUAUCCUGGGCAUUUUGGUCAACGUUGGGGUCAACGAAGAUCACAGGUACAUUGGAUCUAGUAAUUGGAGAAUACCCGGUGCUCCUUUUGUAGGGGGAUUUGGAGGGUUUGCAAAGGUAUUUGUGACAGCUAGCUUUGCUUAUGGUGGAACCGAAAGCUUGGGAAUUACCGCCGGAGAGACGAAGAAUCCCUCCAAGAACAUGCCCAAGGUUGUUAAAUUCGUGUUUUGGCGGAUAUUGCUUUUCUAUAUUUUGAGCGUAUUCCUUAUUGGUUUAAACGUUCCUUGGGACUACCCAAAUCUGUCCAAUAAAACAACGACGACCUCUCCUUUCACGAUUGUAUUCCAAUAUGCUGGCUCCAAGGUGGCUGCAUCGUUCAUGAACACUGUAAUACUUUCUUCCGUUUUGUCGGCGGGGAAUCAUGCACUGUUUGCCGGAAGCAGAGUUCUUUAUGGGCUUUCCGUAACUGUGCCUCCGCAAGCGCCGAAGAUAUUCUCCUGGACGACCCGUCAAGGAGUGCCUAUACCAGCGCUGAUGUUGACUAGUAGCAUAAGCAUUCUUUGUUUUGGCAGCAGUUUCAUUGGAAGCGGUCAGCUGUGGGGAUGGCUUCAGAACAUUGUCGGCGUGUCCAAUCAGAUCGCUUGGCUAUCCAUAGGUCUAGCCAGCUGGAGAUUUAGAAAGGCUUGGAUAUACCAAGGACGCUCGCUGGACGAACUCAAGUUCCGGCCGGCAUGGACUUGGCCGUGGGGUCCACCAUUUGUUGUUAUUACGGUAACCGCGCUCAUCCUCAUUCAGGGCUGGUCGUCGAUAAUUCCAACCUUCAGCGUGGUGGAUUUCUUUUCUCUGUAUAUUGAGAUUCCUGUUAUGGUCGUUAUGUACUCGGCAUGGCUCUCUUUCAGGCGCCGCAACUGCACGAAGACUGCUGCUGAGACGGAAGCAUCGACAAAGGCACCUUGGUCUGACAUUGUUGAUAUGAAGACGGUUGAUCUUACUACUGAUGAGUAUGUGGAGCAUCAAGUAGAGGACGCAGAGGCCGAGCGCCAAACGAUCUUACGGCGGCUGUAUUAUUGGUUUGCAUAAUGUUACCCUUCCUAGAGUGUACUAUAUACCAUGUUGUAUAUGCUACUAUACAUCCUGCUCUCCUAUGUUUAAGCGCGCUUACUGAGUCCAAAUUCUCUAGAAUUGCUUAUGCGUUAACGUUAGGUCUAGUGAUGAACGACCGCGCAACAGGCUGUUUAUUGAUAGAAUAUGUCCCAAGCAGAAUCAUGAAACUUCAAGCUUCUCAAUUGCGCCGCAAGCAUUAGUGUUCGACGAGAAGAGCAAGAUAGUGACUCCCCAGAAUUAACGGUCAAUCUCACGGGCACCUGCGCAGGCAUCACAUUCGGCUACGAGACCAACGAGAGUCGAACGAUGCUUC
Desarmillaria tabescens is the source of this 1975-nucleotide messenger RNA. Its product is annotated as amino acid permease/ SLC12A domain-containing protein. Gene Ontology annotation, cellular component: membrane. Bases 1 to 1638 code for a protein of 545 amino acids. Gene Ontology annotation, biological process: amino acid transmembrane transport. Gene Ontology annotation, molecular function: amino acid transmembrane transporter activity. The record is from RefSeq and is a predicted model, not a curated record. The transcript has 11 exons. Lineage: Eukaryota; Fungi; Basidiomycota; Agaricomycetes; Agaricales; Physalacriaceae.